AUGACCAUCGCACAACAUCAACACCUUCCACCACUCACCAACGGCGAGCAAGACAUAGAGUACGUGGAGAACUUCGCAUACCUCAGAAGCAACAUCUCAAAUACUGGAGACGUGGAGAAAGACGUUCAGACCAGAACUGGCAAAGCUGCAGGCGUCUUCCAACGACUCUGGAACAUCUGGUCGUCGAAAUCUGCCUCUAUAUAUCAGUGA
This is a messenger RNA of Xyrichtys novacula (pearly razorfish), 210 nucleotides long. Lineage: Eukaryota; Metazoa; Chordata; Actinopteri; Labriformes; Labridae. The record is from the annotation of a GenBank genome assembly.